AGUACCGUUCAUUGCACCAAAAUGUAAACAAUAUUUUGCAGAAUAGUCAUUGGAGAGCAUUGAAAAAUCCAGAAAUGAAGUCCUACUUAGUACUGAUUUGUAGCGCUCUUUUUGUUGGAGCGUUCUGUGCUGUAUUCGCUGCACCCAAAGAAAACGUAAAUGUCGGGGAACCUGGUUCGGAGCCUGCUUUGUACUUCCCAACGUACAACAUCAAUCCUCCAAGACUUGUAAAUCCAAUUCCUGAUAUAGAAGCCACAUCCUCAAGCAGCGACUCGUCGUCCAGUAGCAGUAGCGAGUCUUCAUCGGAGGAAGAUGAUAGAGUAAAACCUGAAGGACGUACCUUCUUCCUCAUCCUACGUCUGUUGCAACUGCUCUCGCAACAGAACUCUACCGCUUCGGGUUAAGCUAUCAAGAGUGUGCUCUGCUGACACUGCUAUAUUCGGGAACUUUGUUUGUUUUUUUUCCAAAAUAUUAUUAUAUUAUAUGUUGUUCAGAUAUUUCAAGAUUUUCAGUUAAUAAAUUUAAAUAUGGAUUGCAUUUUAAAAGGAAAAGGUA
Molecule: messenger RNA, 555 nt
Organism: Bactrocera oleae (olive fruit fly)
Lineage: Eukaryota; Metazoa; Arthropoda; Insecta; Diptera; Tephritidae
Source: RefSeq, a predicted model, not a curated record